GAAAUCAGUGACAUCAUAUCAGGAGUUUUAUAAAAGAGAGAAAAUUAACAAGCAUGGUGUCCAAAUUGCUUUUAAUAUCCAGGGCGAUAUAUCCUGCCUUAUAUCAAUGGUUCAGGCUGGUGGUGAUGGUGUGGGGGAUAUUUUCUUGGCACACUUUGGGCCCCUUAGUACCAAUUAAGUAUGGUUACAACAUCUCAACCUACAGUAGUUAACAACUCUUCUGUUUGACCAUUGUGCAAAAUAUUUACUUUUUGCUGCAAAGCAAAGUCCAUUCAUGCACAAUUAUAAUGUACUACUUUGCACUGACUUCACUAAAUUAACUCUUAACUUUACCCCAUCAACAGGUUUGCAUUUCAGUUGAAGGGAAUAAAGGUGUUCAAUGAUGAAUUCACCCACACUGUGUGAUUACACAAAGUAAUGUUUGGUUGAUCGAAAUUCUAAUCUAAGCUUUUUUGUUUUGUUUUGUUUUUUUCCACAAAUAAAAUUAUAUUACACGUUUAAUGUUUUCCAAUUUGGAGGUUUUUGACUAAUGGUUUUACAUUUUGACUUUGUACAUUAUACUGAGUUUCAAACCAUGAAAUUAAAUAUUCACACAAAACAAAGUAUUACAUUUACAAAUUAGAUUUUUUCAAACCAGUCAUAAAAUGGGGCUGCACUGUGGUGCAGUGGUUAGCGCUGUUGCCACACAGCAAGAAGGCCCCAGUUUGAAACCCGGCUGAGGAUAUAAAACAGAAACACCAACUGGGGAUCAAAGCGGCCAAGAAGAUGAAUGAUUUAUGUUAAAGAAUUUUUCAAAGUCAAAACUUUGAAAAAUAUGCCCAACAAAUUAAUGGUAUACACUAAUUUGCGUAUUUUUCACUUUCAAGUACAUUAUAAUAAAAUGUAUAUUAGAGUGUAAUAUUACAAUAUGAAAUUGUAAUAUUAAAAGUAAGAUGAAAUUAGAAAAAAGAGAUUAUAUGACAUUGUUUCACUCUCAAGACAACAAAGGGAAUCUAAGUAUUCAGCAGGGACAUCCUCACCCCUGAGAAUGCUGCUGCACACUAUUACAUGUGCUGCUCACGGUCCCCUCUCCUCUCUACCCUUGCUCCACGGUGCCUGUGAGUGGUUUUGAGUGUUUGACAAGUUAAAUUUAGCCUAUUGAUGUAAGCGUGCAUUCCACUCACAACAGAGGCAGAGACACACUGGCAGUUUAGCUUUAGUGUCCGGGACUGUGAAGAUCAGGAAAGAUCUCACCACUUUGUUGUGAGUUGACCCCUGAGCGUCCGUGUCUUCCUUUCAAGGAUACAGGGACACUGUCACAGGAAGCGUCAUGGAUCUCGGAAAGAAGCUCAGCACUCCAAAAGACAUCAUGUUGGAGGAGCUAUCGCUGCUCUCCAACAGAGGCUCUCGCCUGUUCAAAAUGCGGCAGAGGAGAUCAGAGAAAUACACUUUUGAAAGUAUUCAAAAUGAAGCCAACGCGCUGCUGAAUAAUGAUAUUCUAAAUCGAAACAAUGUAGAUUUUAUGGUGGAUCCAUCCGCUCAGGGAGACCAAAAAGCAAAAAAUCCAGCUUCAGAUAUGAGCGAAGAAAAAUCAGACGGCACAGGUAUGCACAAGACCUAUCACACGCCGUGGGAGGAGGCCAUCCUCAGUGACCCCGACCUCGCUGAAACCAUCAAACUCAGAAUGCCAGAACCAAACCCACAAGCAGAGCUCCCCCAGUUCAGAUGCUUCAACCGGGUUGCAACUCCUUAUGGAGGCUUUGACAAAGCUCCCAGAGGAAUCACCUUCAAACUCCCCGAGGUGGACCUGACCCCGCCACCAUUCCCAGAGUUGAACGAGCCGAGGAUGAAGAGGCCCACCUUUAACCGGACAGCCCAGGGGUGGAUCUCCGAAGGCACACAUCUGAUCAUCCCAACCAUCACCCUGGAGCCCACGUGUGUUCCAGAGUCUGACGAUCUGUAGAAGAUCAACUGGAUUGAGUGAAACAUACUACAACAUGUAGUUUUUGGGUUAAGCAAUGAUGAAAAAGAAACCUGCGCUUCUGAGUUAUUUCCAGUUUAAAAAAAAUGUGAAAAAGCAGCAUAUCUGUUGUGUUAUUGUUAGUGUAUGUCUGUUGCAGUAAAAAGGAAAAUAAUAAUAAUAAUAAUAAUGUGACUUGUAACUCCCUCAUCACUUGGAAAACUUUAAAUCUUAAUAUUUAAAAUGAGGGAUGAACAACUAUUGUAAAUAAAGAAUAAAACAUAUUUAUUUAUCGUACACGAAGAACGUGAGAGAUCAAAGGUAAAUGCAAUUGUUUUCUUUUUGCAGUAAAAAAGCUGAACAUCCCUGAUAGUGAUGGAAAUGCUCAAAGUUUGACAGUUACAAUCAGCAAAGCUACAAAGAACUGGAAAAAAAACACAACUAUAUCUCCAAAAUAAUGUAAAGAACAUCAGGGCUGAGUUUGACAGCUUGCAUAAAAAUAGUUUAACUGUGCCAAAAUCCUUAGAAGAAAUCUAUAACAAUCCAAUAUUUUGUUUGGUGAUAGUUGUGUCAAAUGAAAAUGCAGACGAGACAAUAUUUAAUUAUUUAUGAGUGUCCUUCAGCGUCUUACUUUUGUUUUCCACCUAAACCCCCGACCACUAGUUGGCAGUACAACAUACGGACGAGCCUCUUUGAGCAGCUUUACACUGCAACCAAAACAACAAGAUCUGGCGAGAACCAGUUUGUGUUAAAAGUUCAGCCAGCCUUUUGGUUUUGUUGUUAUUAGAUAUGUACUACUCGGUUUCUACUAGGGGUAGGUCCUGAAAAGAUACUUUGUACCACGUUGCCAGUAAUGUUGAU
Messenger RNA from Oryzias melastigma (Indian medaka), 2800 nucleotides. RefSeq names its product myozenin 2b (gene myoz2b). The coding region runs from base 1310 to 1942 and encodes 210 amino acids. Gene Ontology annotation, molecular function: telethonin binding; actin binding; FATZ binding. The record is from RefSeq and is a predicted model, not a curated record. NCBI's taxonomy places the organism in Eukaryota, Metazoa, Chordata, Actinopteri, Beloniformes, Adrianichthyidae. Gene Ontology annotation, cellular component: Z disc; actin cytoskeleton. The transcript is spliced from 5 exons.